UUUCAUAUUAUGAAGCUGUAUGGACUAGUUGCUUCAACAUCUUGCUUGGGGAGGCGCACAAGUGGUUUUUGGGAAGACCUUUUUCUGUUCUGUGUAAUUCCGAACCGCUUCUGCGUUCCCCUUGCGCCGCACCCCUUCGCAAGUUUCAGCAUCGCCAGCAGCUGUGUAGGGAGCCCGAACCUCAACAUGCGGAAAAAGGUUUUUGGACGGCUGCUCUCUGGAGACGAAACCAUCGGGCACGCGCCAAGACCAAGUCAUUGUAGCGAAAGAGAUCAUGAUGACAUCGCUGCAGAGCCAGUACGUGAAGCAGCACUGGGUCUGGCUUGGGAGCUGGGACAAACUGUAGGAGCAUCACCAGAGCCAGCGUGUGAGCCGGGCCAUGUAACAGAUAAAUCUUUUCAAGUGCAACUGCUAAUUCGCCAUGAAGCAUCACAAGCAAAUGAAGAGAAAAUUCUGUCAACAAGUGCGACGCAAACAGAGCCUCAAGCUGUUUCUUCAGGUUCCUUGUCAUUUGCGUCCCUGGAGCAGUCUUCUUCUUUGGCGUCUGUGCGAGGUCGACUGCAUUCCUGCCAGCAGUGCACCUAUGUGACCCUGGACGAGUCAUCUAUGAACAGACACCUUCAGAAACACUUAGGGGAGCGCCCCUUACAGUGCCACUUGUGCCCAGCAGCAUUCACUCAAAACUCUAAGCUGGUGGCUCAUGUACGCACCCACACAGGAGAGCGCCCCUUUUCCUGUGUCCACUGCAAUGCAUCGUUUGCGAUGAAAAGCCACCUCAAUGAGCACAGGCGCACGCACACAGGAGAGCGUCCCUAUUCCUGUGCCCACUGCAAUGCAUCAUUUGUGAUGAAAAGCCACCUUGUUGAGCACAUGCGUAUUCACACAGGAGAGCGUCCCUUCAUCUGUGACCACUGUAGUGCAUCCUUCUUGCAGAAAAACCACCUUGUCAGACACAUCCGCACGCACACAGGAGAGCGCCCCUAUUCCUGUGUUCACUGCAAUGCAUCCUUUUCGAUGAAAGGCUACCUUGUUGAGCACAUGCGCACUCACACAGGAGAGCGUCCCUUCUCCUGUACCCACUGCAGUGCAUCUUUUGUGAUGAAAAGCUACCUCGUUGAGCACAUGCGCACUCACACAGGAGAGCGUCCCCACUCCUGCGUCCACUGCAAUGCAUCCUUUUUGCGGAAAAACCACCUCGUGAAACACAUUCGCAUGCACACAGGAGAGCGUCCCUUCUCCUGUGCCCACUGCAAUGCAUCUUUUACACGGAAACACCACCUGAUGGACCACAUAUACUGCCGUCAUGAUAAAAAGGAGCCUUAAAGGUGAGGGGCCUACAGGCUUCCCCUGUAGGGGAGGUGUGACCGGGAAUGCAGAGUUUGUUGACUACCCAGGUAGCACAAAAUGGAUAAUUGACGUUUUACCAACGUUUAUCCAAUACGAUAAAAACGUGUAGAAGACAUCACGGAAUAGAAGCUAAAAGUCUAGAAAACGUCGUAUAUCUCGUCUAAUGUCUGGCUAGAAUCUGUUUUUAACACCAUCUAGAAAACGUUUUAAAAAUGGCGCAGAAAAUCCUAUUCUGAAAAGGGAUUGCUGGAUACCUAAAAUAUCCCAUUGCAUUUUCUUUGAAAAGACGUUUUCAAGGUGUUUUUAAAACGUCAUGCAGGAUCUCUUUUUGCUGUUUUGUUUUUGUGCAUGCAAUUAGUGCAUGUUUAUAGAAAGCCGUCUCUGUUAUAGUAAUUACAGUUACUUUAUUCUGUAAUUGCUAUUACAAAGUGAGAGCUCGGUAGAUUCACAGACAAAAAUGGUCAUGUCGUAAUUUAUUAUGUAAUAGAGCAACAAUUUUUGUACAGCAUAGAAACGCCAAAACCGCAAAAGGAGAUAUAGCGUGCAACUAGCUAACAUUAUGCAGAAGCGGCAAUAGAACACAAAAUAUCGCUGUAGUUAAAAUGCAGCUGUAUAGUGUCCAACCUUCAAGAAUGCCACUUUUCAUUCACAAUUCAUCAUUAGCAAAAUUGUCAAACAACUAACAAUGCAAUAUGACAAAACUUAAGAUCUGGCGCAGCCAUUCUGCAAUAUGUAAGCGUCGUCUCAAUUAGCUCUCUGAAUGAAACACAAGGGUGAAGUGAGGAGAAAUUGUCGAAAAGGGUAUGUCACUGAAGCCAACGACUCGACAAGGGGACUAGUUUCCAUCAGUGCCCUGACGAAGACGAGCCUCCAUGUUGAAAACGUUCCAUCAAUGCUUCAUCUUCUGCUGAACUUUAUUCUUGUAAGAAGGAGAUAGAGAAGGAUAGAGGAUAAGCACGGAGGUUAACUAGCGUCCAGUUUGCUAAAGUAAAAGGGAGUAAAAAUAGAAACACAUUUCACAACACGAACACACAGAUGAGGUAUCACAGGCGGUCACUCAAUUCUGUUGCCUUGAGGUAUUGCAGGAGGGCUCGUGUGGUUUUCUGGGCUGACGUACGUGCUGUGAAGGCGGACUCCCAAGAUCUUUCCUUCAGUAAAGGCACGAAGUUCCUCAUCAAGUCUCCUGAAGGCACCCUGG
Messenger RNA from Rhipicephalus sanguineus (brown dog tick), 2545 nucleotides. RefSeq names its product gastrula zinc finger protein XlCGF57.1-like. Bases 10 to 1323 code for a protein of 437 amino acids. The record is from RefSeq and is a predicted model, not a curated record. Gene Ontology annotation, biological process: regulation of transcription by RNA polymerase II. Gene Ontology annotation, molecular function: DNA-binding transcription factor activity; RNA polymerase II cis-regulatory region sequence-specific DNA binding. Lineage: Eukaryota; Metazoa; Arthropoda; Arachnida; Ixodida; Ixodidae. The transcript is spliced from 5 exons.